UAGUAAAAAAAAAAUUGACUACACCCUUGUAAAAAUAAAUCCCCUUACAAUGAUCACACUAUAAAACUGGCUCUACACAAGACAGGCCAACACCACCAAUAUCCCAUUUACACAUCCUCUCCAAAAUUAACAAAUUCCGAAACAGAAAAUGUCUGCGCCAACAGUGCAGAAGCAUUUCGUGGCCGUGCACGGAGUCGGGCACGGCGCCUGGGUUUACUACAAGCUGAAGCCACGGAUGGAGGCUGCCGGCCACCGCUUCACGGCGGUCAGCCUGGCGGCAGCCGGCAACAGCCCCAAGAAGCUGGAGGAGGUCCGGUCGCUGCACGACUACACGGAGCCGUUGCUCGAGGUUCUGGCCACCGUGCCUGAGGGCGAAAAGGUAAUUCUCAUCGGGCAUAGCGGCGGAGGCUACGCGGCCGCCUACGGCAUGGAGAAGCACCCGGAGAAGAUCUCGGUCGCCGUUUUCUUGAACGCGCUCAUGCCCGACUCCAAGAAUCGCCCGUCUUACGUCAUUGACGAGUACCUCGCGAGGACUCCACCGGAAGCAUGGAUGGACACCCAAUUCCCGACCUACGGCGAGCCCCCGAUCACGGCAUUGGUCGUGGGGCCCAAGUUCAUAUCCGAGUCCCUCUACAACUUGUCCCCGAUUGAGGAUCAAGUGUUGGGCCACCUUUCGGUGAGGCCCGGGUCACUAUUCAUGGAGGAUCUGGCCACGAUGGACAAGUUCUCGGACGAGAAAUUCGGUUCCGUGCCGCGGGUUUACGUGAUAGCGGCCAACGACAAGACAAUACCGCCCGAGUUCCAGAAGUGGCAGAUAGAAAACAACCCGGUUAAGGAGGUGAAGGAGAUCAAAGGUGCCGACCACAUGCCAAUGUUUACACAGCCAGAUGCCCUCUGCAAGUGCCUCAUCGAGAUUGCCGAGGAUCAUGCCUGAAUAAGGGACCAAAAAGAGAAACAAAUAUUGUGAUGCCAGCAACUACUCAUGUUUUUUCUUUGAUUUGGAUGGGCUCUGUUCUGUUCUCAUGUUUUUUCUUUGUUUUGGAUGGGCUCUGUUUUUUCCUCUGUUUUGUUCUAGUGAUUUGAUGUGUGGAAGUUAAAGGAACAUCUCGGCUCCUUUGGUCUUAAAAUUUCAAGAGUUUGAGUUUGAAGGGAAUGAAUAGAAAAUAAAUCAUUUGAUGAGUUUGGACUUUGGAGGGAGGAAAAUGAAAAUGAAAAUAAAAAUGCCAUAGUUGAGAGCAAUCUGGAAUCGUUUGGGCUCAACUUAUUACAAGAUCAUGCUUUACUUAUCGAUCAUUGAUUUUAUCAUUUCAUCUAAAGUAUUGGAAUAUCAUUUAUGAGUUAUCUCACAUC
This is a messenger RNA of Striga asiatica, 1350 nucleotides long. The record is from the annotation of a GenBank genome assembly. Lineage: Eukaryota; Viridiplantae; Streptophyta; Magnoliopsida; Lamiales; Orobanchaceae.